Capsicum annuum is the source of this 2183-nucleotide messenger RNA. RefSeq lists its product as uncharacterized. The transcript has 2 exons. The record is from RefSeq and is a predicted model, not a curated record. Bases 1202 to 1900 code for a protein of 232 amino acids. NCBI's taxonomy places the organism in Eukaryota, Viridiplantae, Streptophyta, Magnoliopsida, Solanales, Solanaceae.
GGUUUUGUUGCACACACAUUUUUCCAAAAGAAUAAAAAAAAAUUCUUACAAUAAUGUGGCACCAAACCAAGUUGUGGAAGUUUUUUAUUGGCUUAUCGAAGUAGCAUAUGCCCCCCCUCUUCUUUGAUGACUCCUAACGGAGAAAGGCUAAAUACUUGGAUGUGGAUUGCAAGUAAGUUGGGGAUGCAUAUUCAACUAAGAUAUUCAAAGAAAACUUAAUUGAAGGGGUUCAACACCUAUUAUAAUCAGAUAAAAAAUAAUUUUAAUCGUAUAUUUUUUCGUCGAAGGAGGUCUGGAUGAACCCUAACGAAAGUCUGGCUCCGUCCCUGAUGGGAAGAGUGUAUCGUUCAAUGGAGAGGAACAUCAAAUUUCCGUUAUUUAUUACUCCCUCCGUUUUAUUUUAAUUGGACAUCUUUCUAAAAAAUAUUUGUUUCAAUUUGCUAAAAUCAAAAGGAUUUUAAUAUAUUCUUUUAAUAAUAUCAUUAUCAUUAAAUGACUAAACAAAUUGUAUAUAUUCAAAUUUAUAUUUUCAAAGCAUAAUUAAUAAGACUAAUUAGUAUCGACUUUUGUUUUUCUUUAAUUUCCCUAUAAAUAAUUGUGAAACAGGGUUUUAAUUGCGAGAAAGCAGAGGAGAUUAGGAUGUUAAUCGUUAAAGAAAGAAAAAUACUAGGAUACACGAGAAUUCUCUGGCUGACCCCAUGAGUACAGCUAACCCGCCACCGGUCACCACCGUAAUACCGCCAAAGCCACCCGACCCAUGUGGGGAAAUGGAAGUGGAAAACACGAGAAUUGCCUAACUAAUAGUGGUGACCGGCGGCGGGUUAGGUAUACAGUGAACUCAUAGUACAUAAAUGAUCUCAAUUCUCAAAAUUAAAAUUAAUUGAUAUACUCAAUGUUCUAGACUUAAUGCAUGAAAUGGAGUAAUAUCUAUCAAAUUUCAAUAUUUAAUUAUUGUAUUGAUUAUUGCACCAUAAUACUAAAGUAAUAGAGCAUGUGAUACAUUGAAUUAUUCGUCACAACCUUUGGAAUUCUCCACUUUAUGAUGAGACUACUGAAAAGCGAAAAGGAUAUCCUUGCUUUAGCGUACGGGUUUGACUACUGGAAUUAAUAUGAUGACUGUUAGUUUACCCUUAUGAUGAAGCAAUUGUGGUUAUAAAACGCGUUGGUCGUGCACGCCCAGUAGACAUGAGAGUUUUCCAUAAUGACGACUUCAGAGACCAAAUUGCGCAUGAAGCUACUGGUUGACACUAAGGCUAAAAGAGUGCUAUUUGCUGAGGCUGAUAAGAGUUGUGUUGAUUUCCUCUUUCACAUUCUCUCGUUGCCUGUGGCCACUGUCAUUAGGCUUAUUAAGGAGAAAGGGAUGAGUUAUGGAUGCUUGCCUGAACUCUAUGACAGCGUCGAAAAUCUGAACGACACCUAUAUUCAGUCGAAGGACUUACUUCUAAACCCCAAGUCAUCAGUCACUGGGAUUUCUUCAAUUCCUUUUCUAUCAAUUAGUGAUGUUCCGGAGACACAGAAGACCAUUUAUGGAUGUUCCAGCUCUAAUUCUUAUAGUCAAUGUCGCUCAUGUUAUUCUGAUAGCUCUAAUGCAAGAUGUAUACAUUGUCAAAAUUCUCUGUCAAGAAUGUUGACGUAUGUUGCUCCUCCAGGAGCGAGUGGAGCUGUGGCUGCUCGAAAAGGUUUUGUGAAGGAUGUGGUGACAUACAUGGUGAUGGAUAACUUGGUGGUUAAGCCUAUGUCCACCAUUUCAAGCAUUACACUUCUCAACAAGCUCAAUGUCAAGGAUGUUGGUUUCCUGCAGGAGGUAGAAGUUAAUUUUGGAAUGGAAGAGGCACUCAAGUUGCUGAAGGCAUCCUUCGAGUCGAAAACAGUCCUGACAAGUGUUUUCAUGAGCAUUUAAGGUGGACAUACAGUCACAUGGAAUUUUGGAUCUCUAAGUUUACUAGUUGUCCUUUUAAUUCGAAUGAUUUUCUUUUGUGUCUUUUCCGGUUGGAGUUAAUUCUGAUUUUAGCGCUACCUAGCUAUAUGUUCUUAUAUCCGUUGCUAAAUUUUACUUCGUUUGCCUAGUUUGACAUUGUUUUGUUAUCUUCUCUGCUUUCACCAUCUUUUGGUAACUAAAUCAAUGCAUAUCUCACUGCCACAAUUUUGGUUCCAUGCGAAAUCAUAUACUACUUGUUUUGGUA